Messenger RNA from Sclerotinia trifoliorum, 1703 nucleotides. The record is from the annotation of a GenBank genome assembly. NCBI's taxonomy places the organism in Eukaryota, Fungi, Ascomycota, Leotiomycetes, Helotiales, Sclerotiniaceae.
ACCUCUUCAAUGUCUCUUUUUAUACCACUUUGAAAAUUCAAACAUUCAUUGAGCAAUUCCAGUCGCAGUCUAAAUAAGGCUUCUGCAGGAUUAAUCGUGCGAGGUUGAUAUCUCGCCAUACCUCUUUCCUUCCUCAAACUUGCCAAAGCAAUCAAAAGUAACGACUUUUCAACUCCACACUAUCAACCGCGAUAUCUUCCUUUUUUCUUUAAUUAUCAUUAGCUUCCUACCCUCGCUGGUAAUACCACUUGGGAUAAAUAUCUCACGUGCCGUACAACACUCAAAACAUCCGCCAAAGUUGGUAAUGGGCUCGCAACAAAAAGAUAUGUACGAUGGACAGUUUAGCAACAUCCUGAAUUUUCGUGACGUUGGCAAAACUAUCAAUGAUUUCUUAGGAGAAAAGUAUGUAAUCCUACCUGCCUCAUAAAGAUUGUCGAGAUAUAAGGUCUAAUGUUUACUUUCAAGGCUCAUUAAGGAAGGACGAAUAUAUCGCUCCGCAAGGCUAGGUGUGUAUUCAUCAGGCCGUGAAGCCAUCCAUGCCACAUUCAGGACGUCAGCCAGCUCAAGGUGGUGAGUCUGGCAAAAAUCAAAUUGUGUUAACAAAUUCCCGGGUAGACGAUGCCACAAUAUCGGAUAGGCAGCGGAUAAAGGACCAUUAUGGCAUCAAAACUAUCCUGGACCUGCGGACACUGUAAGAAAGCCAACUUUCCUCUAAAUCGAGUACCUAGGUAGCCUAAGAAACUAAUUAUCACAGAACAGAACACGAUAAGCAAGCAAAAAAGCGGGCAAUAGAUAUUCGUGAUCCUCGUCUUGUAAAUUUAAACAGCGCGCUGAAGGAGCCAAUGAAGAUACCGGGCAUUGAGUAUAUGGAGAUCAAUGUGAAUGGUAAAGGGUUUGAGAGAAGUUUAGUAUGGCAAUUAUCACCUUAUAGUCUUAUGUGAGUUUCGACCUCCCUUGUUAAAUAUAGAAGCUGACAAGUGCAUAUAGGAAAUUGAUCGGCCUGAUGGGUUUGGGUUACCGGUUGGAGGCCAUCGGCAUUCUAGGACGACAGGUCUUGCAACCCCGAGGACUUAUAGGAUUGAGUUUCGAUACGAUUCAUCAUUGUGGUCCAGAACUCGCCUCAGUAUAUCAUUAUUACCCCUCCAUAAUCAUCCCGUCUGACUUUCCUUAGGUUCUUAGGACAUACUGUUCUCCGUCAGAUUAUCCAAUUCUUGCCCAUUGUACGCAAGGAAAAGAUCGCACCGGACUCAUUAUCGCUUUAGUCCUAUUUAUCCUCGAGAUACCCAUAGAAGCCAUCUCCCAUGACUAUCUUAUGAGUGAGGAGAAAUUGCUUCCCGAAAGGGAGAGUCGUUUGAAGGAAAUCCACGAGAUUGGUCUAAGUGACGAUUUCGCUGGAUGUCCUGUUGAUUUUGUUGAAAAGACUUAUGAGUAUCUGAUAAACUCAUAUGGUACUGUUGAGAAUUAUCUGACGACGAUCGGCUUUACGGAGGAUGAAAGAACAGCUCUUGUGCGGGAACUGAUGGCAUAGCCGUGAAAAAAGAGGGUGGCACUUUACGCUGGGCAAGUAGAUAAGGCUAGGCGGGGUGAGUGUACACCAAGAUAGAUCAGACUAAUUCUACAUAGAAUAACACAUAUAGGGAUUUUCUCCCCCAUGAAAUACCUCCUUACCACAUUUGGUAGGCUCCUUGAUGUGAUCUGGAGAA